AUGCGAGGCGCGCCGUUAAUCCGAUGCUCCGCGCAUGCCGUGCCCUUCUUUCGUUCCCUCUGCCAUCCAUUCCCUCACCCCGCCGUCCCCGCUCUCUGUCCUCUUUGCCUUCCCUCUGCCCUCCAUCCCGUCACCCCGCCAUCCCAUCUCUCUUCCACUAUGGCCCGCUCUCUCUCCCGUCAUUCUCUCUCCCUGCUGUUACUCUCUUUCUCGUCAUUCGCAUUCCCUGCCGUUCCUCCCAUCUCCCUGCCCCUGUUUCCUUCUCACUCUGCUGUCAUUCGCAUUCCCUGCCGUUCCUUCCAUCUCCCUGCCCCUGUUUCCUUCUCACUCUGCCGUCAUUCGCCCUCCCUGCCCUUCCUUCCCUCUCCCUGCCCCUGUUUCCUUCUCACUCUGCCGUCAUUCGCCCUCCCUGCCCUUCCUUCCCUCUCCCUGCCCCUGUUUCCUUCUCACUCUGCCGUCAUUCGCCCUCCCUGCCCUUCCUUCCCUCUCCCUGCCCCUGUUUCCUUCUCACUCUGCCGUCAUUCGCCCUCCCUGCCCUUCCUUCCCUCUCCCUGCCCCUGUUUCCUUCUCACUCUGCCGUCAUUCGCCCUCCCUGCCCUUCCUUCCCUCUCCCUGCCCCUGUUUCCUUCUCACUCUGCCGUCAUUCGCCCUCCCUGCCCUUCCUUACAUCUCUCUGCCCCUGUUUCCUCCUCUCUCUGCCGUCAUUUCAUCUCCCUGCCCUUCCUUACAUCUCUCUGCCCCUGUUUCCUUCUCACUCUGCCGUCAUUCGCCCUCCCUGCCCUUCCUUCCCUCUCCCUGCCCCUGUUUCCUUCUCACUCUGCCGUCAUUCGCCCUCCCUGCCCUUCCUUCCCUCUCCCUGCCCCUGUUUCCUUCUCACUCUGCCGUCAUUCGCCCUCCCUGCCCUUCCUUCCCUCUCCCUGCCCCUGUUUCCUUCUCACUCUGCCGUCAUUCGCCCUCCCUGCCCUUCCUUACAUCUCUCUGCCCCUGUUUCCUCCUCUCUCUGCCGUCAUUUCAUCUCCCUGCACUUCCUUACAUCUCUCUGCCCCUGUUCCCCUCUCUCUCUGUUGCCAUUCCCUCUCCCUAGCUUUCCCUACCACUAUUCUUUCCUCUCUAUCCCCUCUCCCACCCCCUCCAUUCCCUCUCCCACUCUCUCCAUGCCCUCUCCUCCGCGUGCCGCGGUAG
Messenger RNA from Closterium sp. Naga37s-1, 1182 nucleotides. The record is from the annotation of a GenBank genome assembly. NCBI's taxonomy places the organism in Eukaryota, Viridiplantae, Streptophyta, Zygnematophyceae, Desmidiales, Closteriaceae.